AGCAGCAGCAGCAGCAGCAGUAACAGCAGCCCAAGCAAAAGGGGGCGGGAGUGGGUUGGUGGGGAGGGGGGAAGGGGGGGGACAUCUACCCACCCUUUGCACAGUUUGCAUCCCAAGGGAGCUGCCUGCAAGCCUGGCCCCAUGUCUAAGUGAAUUGGUUGCCAGCCCGGCCUCUUGGUUUUAUGUUCUUUGUAAAGGGCAGGGAGCAGCCAUCCCAAACCAGCUGCGUAAAUGAGUAUGGAAGAUUAUGACUUUCUUUUCAAAAUAGUUUUAAUUGGGAAUGCUGGCGUGGGGAAGACCUGCUUAGUCCGACGGUUCACUCAGGGACUUUUUCCACCAGGCCAAGGAGCCACAAUUGGGGUUGACUUUAUGAUUAAGACAGUGGAGAUAAAUGGUGAAAAAGUCAAGCUGCAGAUCUGGGACACAGCAGGACAAGAGCGAUUCCGUUCCAUUACACAAAGUUACUAUCGCAGUGCAAACGCAUUGAUAUUGACCUAUGACAUAACUUGCGAAGAGUCAUUCCGAUGCCUCCCAGAGUGGCUACGGGAGAUAGAGCAAUACGCCAGUAAUAAGGUCAUAACCGUCCUAGUGGGGAAUAAGAUCGAUUUAGCAGAUAAAAGAGAAGUUUCCCAGCAAAGAGCUGAAGAAUUUUCUGAAGCCCAAGACAUGUACUAUCUGGAGACCUCGGCUAAAGAAUCUGAUAAUGUGGAAAAACUCUUUCUGGACUUGGCUUGCCGGCUGAUCAGUGAGGCCAGGCAAAACACACUUGUCAACAAUGUGGAAUCGCCAUUGCCAGGCGAAGGGAAAAGCAUCAGCUAUUUGACUUGCUGUAAUUUCAACUGAUACCUGUGGGUCAUGACUGUUUCUUCUUAGGAAGGCCCGUUUCAACCAAGGGGGUCCCUGCCACUGCGACCCAGCCUGCCUGGUGGAUGUAGUCCAGCUCCCAGUCUGAAGCAUGGCAGGCUGCCCGCUUCACCUGCGAGGGUGGUGCAGAAUAGACCUUGGUUUCAUCUUCAGUUAUGUUUUCAGUUUCACAGUAACAUGGAGGUUAGGAUUCAAGAAGGUGCUAGACAUUCGAUGGCCUCAGGACGUCGGGUCGCCGUUUUACUUCUUGGAAAUGACUUGGAAAGCUUCCUUUGGAAACGAUGAAUAAUGCAAGGUCUCUCUUGCAUGACUGGUUUUGGAUCUUUAAGUAAGGGAACUGCAGUGCACACGAAGCCAUCAGGCAGCUGGCCUGGGUUGCCAGCUCAGCAAACACCUGUACAUAGUGGCCCAGAUUGGUUUUUAGGGCACAACAAUGGAGCAAAGUGUGGGUGUGUGUUUCUUUUUUUGUUGUGUGUUAAUGUCUCCCAUGUUCAGACACUUUCAUUGACACGGAAGUCAAAAAUAGAAAUGCCAAACUUUGAAGGAAACGGGAGUGGAAAUUGGCUGUACCUGUUCUUUGGGUACUAAUAGUUUGGUGAACUAUUCCCCGGGCUUAUCUUAAUAUGCAGUCUGUUACUUUUCACUCUGUUCUGAACAUGCUGAGCAAAAAGUUCACUGAUAAGAACAGAUUGUGAACAAACCUUUUUCUGUUGGUACAAGCAAAUACAGCAGUCCUUUUAACCUGGGUACAUUUCAUGUGUAUUUAAGUGUUGGCAACUAGGAGAGAAUUGGCUUUGGCUAUUCAAGAGGGGAAUUAAGACCCCUCUCUGAAACUGAGCUGAUCAAAUAAGUAUUCCAAAGUCUGCAAUUAAAGUCAGCCUUUUCUUGUUCUUCUGCCGUAUAGUGAGGCUUCCAUUCCCAGUUCAUCUCUUGUGGAAGAGACCUAAUAAAGAGACUUUGCAGAAGUAGUCCCACUUUGAAGCUCUGGGUACUUGGAAAUUUGGCCAUCAUGCAUAGUUGUCUGUUUAAACUUUAAAGGAAUAUAUAGCAUUCAGGGCCAUGAGACCUGGGCUUGCCCUGAUAUAUAUACGUGUCCACUGUAAGCACAGGUGUGAUGUGCACUAAGGUUCACCAUCUGAAGGCUCUUCUUUUGGUAUUCAUUAGUGUCAAGAACCUGUCUGAGGAAAAUAUUGCAGGAGUAAAGCCCCAAGAUCAGUCCUGGCAAGCUACUCAAGUAACAGCACUUGUCAGCCAGUCUGUAAAGAAUCGACGCUGGGCGGUUUUCUAACUUGGCUGCAGCCCGCUUAGCAUUUGACUAGUCAGCUUGUGGUGGAAAGCAUUUCUCAUAAGGAAGGGAAUGCACAAUUUCAUAGGGUUUUUAUAAGUUUAGGAAUAAAAUGACAGUGCAUGCUCCGGAUUUAUUAGAGAUCUUUAUUCGGGCUGCGAUCCAUCUCGCAAAGCUGUAGCUCUGAGAAACGUCAGAUUGCCUUCCCUGUCAUGUACUUUGCUUGCAGGCUCCCGAUUGUAGCUCAUCUAAUUUGUCUGCUUUGCUGUCUUGGGCUCAAGUGUGCGUGUGUGUGUGCGUCUGUAACUGUUGGUUUGGGCAAUUCAUUUGAUCCAAAACCUCAACAUUGGAAACAGUAUGGGACGUGUCCUGCCCUCAUCUCCAACAUUACACCUCUAGUGCCAUGCUUGAAGAAAGUGUUGGAUUUUAAACACUUGACUUAAAGAGGAACCGACGGAGCAGACAUAACCAACUCUUUCUCAAAUAUUGGUGUCGAUGUGCUUUUACCCUGAAAGGAGGGGUGUGACUGUCUGGGUCACUGUGGGCCCACCAUGGAUUGUAAUUUUAGUAUUAAUUCAUUGCUAUUCUGUACUUAGUAUUAGUUUGAUAUUUGCGAAAGGGAAUGGGUGCUCGUGUGCUGGGAAAUGAAUGGUUGCCAUGCUGGGGCACCUCGACCAGCCCCCAGUACAAGCAUCAACACAGAUGUGCAUUUUACACAUUGAAGCUGUCAAUUGAAGAGGGCUUGAAAUGGGGAGGUGGCACCCAAUUGCCGAGGUGGUCCUUUUUGCUGCUAAAGUUUUAAGCCUUUUUGAGAAUAAAGCUGACAUUUUAAAA
Messenger RNA from Varanus komodoensis (Komodo dragon), 2983 nucleotides. It is a transcript of the gene RAB30, whose product is annotated as RAB30, member RAS oncogene family. Bases 232 to 843 code for a protein of 203 amino acids. Gene Ontology annotation, biological process: Rab protein signal transduction. The record is from RefSeq and is a predicted model, not a curated record. Gene Ontology annotation, cellular component: trans-Golgi network. Gene Ontology annotation, molecular function: GTP binding; GTPase activity. The transcript is spliced from 5 exons. NCBI's taxonomy places the organism in Eukaryota, Metazoa, Chordata, Lepidosauria, Squamata, Varanidae.